AUGCCUGACAGGCAUAGCUUCCUUUUGGCUUGGUCCGCCCCUCUAUUUUCACCAUAUCCUAAAUGUCAUAAGCACGCGGGAGCGUGUCAAAACAAGCGUUUUAUAUAUAGACCAUCUCUAGAAAUGGAACUAAAAGAUCACAUAGCUAUGGUAACAGGAGCCAAUUCUGGGAUUGGUCUCCAAGUGACUGAACACUUGCUCGGGCUUGGGAUGACAGUCAUUGCCCUGGAUAAGAACAUUAAUAACCUAAAGGGUCUCAAUGAAAGAUUGCACUCAUUAGAAGUUGACCUUACAAAUGAUAUUGAUGUUACAAGAUCAUUCCAGUGGUCUGAAGAGAAUCUUGGAGGAAUUGAUAUUUUGGUGAAUAAUGCUGGUAUAGGAGGCGUCACUUCUCUUUUAGAGCGUAAGCCCAGGACUGGUUAAGACAGAAAUUUUUAAGUAUUCUUUAGGAGAUGAAAUGGAUAGAAUAAUUUAUGAUAAAUAUCCAAGUAUCAGCCCUACAGAUAUAGCUUCUGCCAUUGAAUACAUAAUACGAUCUCCAGAAAAUGUAACUAUAAGUGAAAUAAAUAUUAAACCUACUGGAUCAGAAACGUGAAAGUCUACUGUAACGAAGAAAAUUAUUCCAAAGCAUCACCAUAAAAAAUUCAUUAAGUUUGUGAUAAUAAUUCAUAAAAGAAAAAAAAUUAAUUCUCGUAUGCAAAAUUGUAUCUGCAUUACUUCUCAAUGUUUUGUUUUCACUUGAUAUUCUAUACACUGAAUGGUAUAAACCACACUUACAUUUUAGCACAAUUUAUAGAUGAUUCUCAGAAAAUUUUCAAAAAUCGUGUCCAUUGUACAAUAUAUUUAGGUGAUGAGUAUCAAUUUUUUUAAAGUCAUUAUGAUUAUUUCGUGACCACAGUAAAUGACAAAAAUAUCAAACCAUCAAGUAUCUUACAAAAUUGUCAUUAAUAGGAUGUAUAAUAUUAUUCCUCCUUAUAUGUAAAACAUUAUAUGGUCACUAAAAAAAUUGGUUUAUUAUUUUCAAUAACGAACCAUUGUGAUCGAACAAAAAAUUGAAAAACUUAACUCCCUCUCAAAAUUUGAGGUUUUACGUUUCAGGAUACGUAGAAUUCGAAAAACGAAUACAUUUUUUUUUGUCCAUACGCCGUCCGCGCAUUUUCUUCGAAACUACUGGACCGAUUUUUUUUUUCAAAUUUGGAUUUAAAAUUAGAAGUCAUCCGCCGAUGAUCCCCCCUCAUCGAUAUUUCUAUCCACCUUUGCCUUUCAAGAUGUGGACCGAAAAACCUGCGUUGCUAUAGACUGUAGCGCCUAAAUGAAUGUACCAAUUUCAAUGAAACUUCGCUAAAGUCUUCUUCACGAUGCCCUUUAAAUUUAUCUAUGUAAUAUACUUCAACGAAAAGAAGCUGGAAAAAAAGUUACGGGGGGUGAUAAAACUAGAUUUCGAACAACUUAAAAAGUAUACACUUUUUUGUUGAUAUGGUAUGGUUAUUUAAAAGUUUACGGAAUUUCCUAAAAAAACAAACAAAAACAAACUAGUUAAAAUCGGACAAUUAUGAGUAAAGAUAAGAUCUCUAGAUAUUUUUUAUGUGUUCUACAAGAUUAUAUCCUUUCUUUUGGUUUU
Messenger RNA from Nezara viridula (southern green stink bug), 1621 nucleotides. Lineage: Eukaryota; Metazoa; Arthropoda; Insecta; Hemiptera; Pentatomidae. The record is from the annotation of a GenBank genome assembly.